Guyanagaster necrorhizus is the source of this 810-nucleotide messenger RNA. RefSeq lists its product as uncharacterized. Bases 184 to 633 code for a protein of 149 amino acids. The record is from RefSeq and is a predicted model, not a curated record. Lineage: Eukaryota; Fungi; Basidiomycota; Agaricomycetes; Agaricales; Physalacriaceae. The transcript is spliced from 4 exons.
AUGCCACAAAGCUGGCUUUGGUGCGAGACAAUUAUCGGUGUAUAGUGUCGGGGAAGGUGGACACGGUCAGCUUGAAAAAUAGCUUGACAACGGUCGAUGUAACAGCCGGGGGGAGGAUAACACAUACACAGCUGGGUCACAUAUUAAGUGAAUCGAUGACGGACCGUAUAGACGGGACGACUGAUGCCGCGCAGAGAAAAUUGGAAUGGGCGUCUUCUGCCGCUGCCGUUGUUUGCUGAAAUUCAGUUGUCGAAGAGCCUAAUCAAGAUAACGUUCACAGACCGGCGAAUAUGUUCACGAUAUCAGCUGGGUAUCACGUUUCGUUUGACGCGCUCCGCAUCUCUCUUCAUCCAAUUGGGGACUAAUACAUAUGAAAUUCAUAUCUAUCCUCCAAAUAAAGAUGCUGAGUAUGGACUUCCGGCCCGAGUAACACUCACUGAUGCGACGGGCGGGCAAGUUCCUCUUCCUAGCCGUCGUUAUUUCCAAAUCCAUGAUGCCAAGAUUGCCUAUCUCUCAGGAGUGGGGAAGAUCAUGGAACAGAUAUUCCAAGAUGUAAAAGACGCAAGGAUCUUAGCAGAGGACAGAGGAUCCCAUCUUUUGUCUUUGGCACUUUUAUCAAGCCUACAGACAUAGAGUGUACACUGAUUGAAACAUGAUUCUAGAGGAACAUUUGAAACUGCUUUGUUUCGAUUCCAUGUAAAGUCCAUUUUCGACGAUAUUCUAACGAAUGAUGGAAGGUACAUAGCCUUGCAAGUGAAUUGUGACGAUUAUUGAGGUCGGAUUAAUAUCAGAUUAGUAUCUUAGUUAUCA